AUGGCAAAAGACGAUAACAGCAUACGCAUCUUUCAGGGCCUAUUAAUCCUGGGCAAUGUGGUCAUUGGGAUGUGCGGUAUUGCCCUGACAGCAGAGUGCAUCUUCUUCGUGUCCGAUCCCCACGGUCUCUACCCUCUCUUGGAAGCCACAGAAAAUGAUGACAUCUAUGCUGCUGCUUGGAUUGGCAUCUUUGUUGGCUUUGCACUCUUUGCUCUGUCUGUCCUUGGCAUCACUGGAGUCAUUAAGUCCAACAAGACCUUGCUGCUGGUGUAUAUCAUUCUGAUGCUGAUCACUUAUGCAUUUGAAAUGGCUUCUUGCAUCACAGCAGCAACUCACCGAGAUUUUCUUACUCCAAAUCUCUUCCUGAAGCAAAUGCUGGAGAGGUAUCAGAAACUAGAGACAGACAAUAACAAUGACAAAUGGAUGAGUGAAGGGGUCACAAAAACAUGGAAUAAUCUCAUGCUUCAGAAUAACUGCUGUGGUGUGCAUGGCCCGUCCGACUGGCAGGAGUACGCAUCCGCCUUCCGGAGCACGUACAGCGAUGCUGACUACCCUUGGCCGCACCAGUGCUGUGUCAUGAAUGCCCAAGGGUCUCCUGUCAACCUGGACGGCUGCAAGCUUGGAGUGCCUGGCUACUAUAACAGCAACGGUUGUUAUGAUGCUAUUUCUGGACCAAUGAAUAGACAAGCCGGGGGUGUUGCCUGGUUUGGUUUUGCCAUCCUUUGUUGGACUUUCUGGGUUCUCCUCGGUACUAUGUUCUACUGGAGCAGAAUUGAAUACUGAAGGUCUGAU
Messenger RNA from Struthio camelus australis, 792 nucleotides. It is a transcript of the gene UPK1B, whose product is annotated as uroplakin 1B. NCBI's taxonomy places the organism in Eukaryota, Metazoa, Chordata, Aves, Struthioniformes, Struthionidae. Gene Ontology annotation, cellular component: membrane. The record is from RefSeq and is a predicted model, not a curated record.